GUGUGAACGAGGAAGUCAAUAUUUUAGGGGAAGCCAGCGUAAGCUGUCUUUUGUUUUGUUUUGUCUUUGUUUUUCUGUACCAAAUUGAUAGUCAUUUAUAUUAGUGUAGCCAAAUAGAUUAGUUAAUAAGUUAAUGGUUAUCUAAUUUAUUUCUAUUAAGUUUAUUUUUUUUUCGAAAAGUCGGCGACAUUUGACGUUUAGUUUCAGUUAGCCUUUCCUGCUAACAACAGAGCUAGCAGGCCUGAAGGCCAUCUGUCCAUUGUGUUCCCGUCAGUCAGUACUCAUCCUGUUUUUAUCAAGCAGCUACUUUUAAGGCCGGACGUCGUCGGGAAACAUUGGAUACCACCGUGAACAAAGCGUCAGGACCGCUGUCAUCCGUUCACCACCGAGGUAACGCCGGCUGUACCGGCUAGCGGCUAUUAUUUUGGUCAGUCAGCUGGCUGAUCUUAUUACCGGAGUGCUGUCCGACACACUGACAAUAAAGCAACACUGCAACGCACAAUAAGGAGAUUGGGUGACCAUGUAUGCCCCGCCGGGUUCUACAGUUCCUGGAGGCCGGAGGAGGAGAGGAGGAACCUCCCUGCCCAAACAGCCGGAGCGCAGCCUGGUGUCGGCUCUGCCCGGAGCUCUGUCCAUCACAGCGCUGUGUACGGCUCUGGCUGAACCAGCCUGGCUCCGUGUCCACGGAGGCACCUGUCCGAGGCAAGAGCUAGGGGUGGCACAUGUCCUCGGGUACAUUGACCCUAAGCUUCUGGAUGAUUACUGUGUGAACCCGCAGACCAUCUUGCUGCUGAGGGUAAUCGCCGCCUUCUGUUUCCUGGGCAUCCUGUGCAGUCUGACUGCUUUCCUCUUGGAUGUGUUUGGACCCAAGCACCCAGCCCUCAAGAUCACACGCAGAUAUGCUUUUGCACAUAUUCUUACAGUGUUGCAGUGUGCCACAGUCAUAGGGUUUUGCUACUGGGCCUCGGAGCUGAUCCUGUCUCUACAGCAGCAACACAAAAAGUACCACGGAUCCCUCAUAUAUGUCACUUUUGCCAUCAGCUUCUACCUGGUGGCGGGCGCGGGCGGAGCAUCUAUCCUUGCCACAGCUGCAAACCUCUUGCGCCACUACCCCACCGAGGAGGAGGAGCAGGCCUUAGAGCUGCUCUCGGAGAUGGAGGACAGCAGCGAAACUUUUCCUGCCGAUUAUGACAUUGCAAAUCAGUUUCAGCCACCGCCUGCCUACACGCCCUAAUGCCGCCAGACUGGCCUUGCUAACAUGUUUCUCUCUCAGCACAGCUAUUAGCUUGAUGAGCAAAACCCCUCUCUUUAUCAAACGGAUAUCUUUGCAAAUACUCUUCGCAAUGAACAUGGCGCGUGCACAGCUCGUGCGCAGAUUCCUUGAAUGACAGUGCUUGGGUGCAUGAAAGCUUUCUUUGGUGGCGACAGAAAUUUAGGAGAUAAUUCUUACUUUUGCCACUGAAGUGGUUAGUGAUUUGCAUGUAAAUGGCUUUUAGGAUUUGGUCCUUACAUGUAAAGAAAACUAAACUGCAAGGAGUGCUCAACACGGCUCAUCACAAGUAGUUUGUGAAACAGCCACAGCCUGAUCAAUGCCAAUUAUUGAAGCAGGGCUGUCAGCAAUUGUGUUGCGCUUGAUUGGACGUGGAUGUAGCUUUGUUAAGCAGCGAUUUGAUUUAAUUUGACGUGCUUGCCAUGUGUAUGAUUUUGUUUUACUGAUACACCAUAGAUGCAGAAAUACACUGACAAGAUUGUUUUAGACAUUUAUUUUAUAUAAAGCAUCAAAUGGACCUUAUUUAUUGCCUUUGCUGUUCUUUUUGUGUUUCUUUUGCUUUGUUACCCAUCUAUCACUGGUAUAGUCUUUGUUCACUUCUGUACUUGAAAUAACAAGAGAAUUGUCAUGAAUGUGGCACAGGCCUUUGUGGUUUUAAAAGGAUUGCAGCAUUUGUUUGAGUUGAGUGCGAGUGCCCGGGUGUCGAUGGAGAAACGUUUGUGUGUUUCACAGUAAGAGUGACAUUUAGUAACAGACUUCAUGUUUCUUGUAUUUGUGUUCCAAAAGAAGCAUUAUUUGUACUUUGUGAUUACCAUUGUGUGACGGUUUCAGUAUGUUUUUCCUAUGCAUGAGUUCUUUUGUGUGCAGAUGUUAAACUUUGAGUCAGGAUCUUAUGAGAACAUUUCACAUAAGGUGCCAUCUGAGGCUUGAAAUUGUGACUGACGUGAUUUCUAGUUGGCUGUAUAUUGUUCUGUUGAUGUCAUUUUUUUCUGCAAUUUGUUCCUCGAGCUGUCACUUUCAUCACCAGUAUGUAAAUAUUGAUCGUUUAUACAUAAAAAAAAGUGGUCAUAAUAAAGUAAAUGCCAUA
Molecule: messenger RNA, 2357 nt
Organism: Amphiprion ocellaris (clown anemonefish)
Lineage: Eukaryota; Metazoa; Chordata; Actinopteri; Pomacentridae
Gene: tmem127
Product: transmembrane protein 127
Exons: 3
Coding region: 521-1234 (237 amino acids)
Biological process (GO): negative regulation of TOR signaling; negative regulation of cell population proliferation
Cellular component (GO): membrane
Source: RefSeq, a predicted model, not a curated record